ACCUUUGUCCUUUCGCUAUUUGCAGCGCGUGUCUGUGUUGGUGUCAGCGCACAUGUCGUCAAAUCGACGACGUUGUUGUCUUAGUUUGCGCAUGUUCGUUGUAUUUGCGUGUGUUUUUCUUGCGGUGAUUUGCGUCGCGUUCGGCUCUGUCGGCCACCGUAGAUCUGCCUGUGAGUCCCGGUGCAGGGCACAGGAGCCCUUGUGUCCUGUCACUGAGCCCUCUGUCGUGUUUGACUCAAUAAACAUCGAGUCUGUGAACUUUCAGACGUCACGUGCUCAAACUAGGAAACUCUCAGAAUCACUUUGUGACUUUGAUCGUCGCGGAUUCUGGUUUGAGGUUCGGGGACUCGUGUGGUCGCAGGAGGAUCGUUGUCGUCACUGGACUCGAGUAACGGCGGAGUGAACCAGCAACACACACACACACACACACGGUGGAGAGGCAAUGUGGUGGUUCCAGCAGGGUCUGUGCUUCCUGCCCGCCGCUCUGGUCGUCUGGACGUCGGCGUCCUUCGUCUUUGCGUAUAUCACAGCGGUGGUGCUGAGACAUGUGGAUCCUCUUGUGCCGUACAUCAGCGACACAGGAACGAUGGCACCAGAGAGGUGUGUGUUCGGCAUCAUGCUGGAUGUGUCGGCCUUUUUAGGUAUGGCCACGGUCUACGUGCGUUACAAACAGGUGGAGGCUCUGACAGGUGAGGACAAGCUAACGCUCCACAGAUUCAACCGCUUGGCGCUGCUGCUCGGCUGGAUCAGCUCCCUCGGGAUGUGCGUGGUCGCCAACUUCCAGAAGACCACACUGUUCUCCAUGCACCUGUUGGGUGCGGUGCUCACCUUCGGGGUCGGGGCUCUCUACAUCCUGGUCCAGAUGCUGCUGUCGCUCAAGAUGCAACCUCACGUCCACAGCAGGAGCAUUUACCUGAUCCGCCUCGGCAUCGGAGUCUGGACCCUGAGCAGCAUCAUCUCCAUGUUUGUAUCAUCAGUCAUCUUGUACAGCAGUUUACCAGGAGUGGACUUACCUCACAAAAUGCACUGGACUCCUGGAGAGAAGGGUUACACGGCUCAUCUCAUCAGCACCGUGUCUGAGUGGUCUCUGGCCUUUUCCUUCAUCAGCUUCUUCCUCACCUACAUCAGAGAUUUUCAGAAAAUUAGCUUGCGAGCGGAGGUAGAUUUGAAGAGCAGCCACCUGUACGACUCUCCACAUGGAAGCAUCGCGGGUUCACAUCAUCACAAACGUGAAGCCUCUGAGUCGUCUCCGCUGCUGGCAGGAGGAACGUGACCCACAGAAGGGCGUCUGACCAAAAUAUGCUUUUUCUAAUCACGUUUAACAAUUUCUUAUAGAGCGCUUCUAAAAGCCGUGGUGGCUCUUAAAGGGUCACUUCACCCAAACAUAUUUCCUGUCCUUCCUCUAAUGGGAUCCAUCAGUAGAGAUACCAAGCAGUGGAAUUUUGUAUAUUGUUUUUUUAUAUCUGAAAUGUGAGCCAAUGGAUUUAUAAACUGUAAGCGGGAAACACUCCAGUCCGCCAUGUUCAACUUACAGCAUCUUAAUGAUUUUUUUACAGUCUGUGAUUCUAAUUCCUUGUUUUGAGGAGAGUAUUAAUAUUUACAGCUCUUUUAUUGAAGUUGGGGGAGAAUCACUGACAAUAACAUUUCUCCCUGCUGGAGAUUCAGGAGCUUAAUUAACCUGAGUUAGUGCUAACCUGUAAUGCUAAUCUAACAGUUUAUCAUCGAUAAAUACAUUUUAAAAGUUAUGUAUUAAUUUUUUCACUAAAUAUUAAAACAAAUAUACAACAAAAAUAAAUGUGAGCUUUACAUGUGUGAACAAGAGCUGAUCGAGCAACACAUCCUAUUUUUAUAAUGCUGCAAACUUAGCUCUGUGGAAUUCACUGAAUCUUUCAGUCACAAGCUGAACUGAUUGUACUUCACAUUGAUCUGUUAACUGUUUUAUCUUCAGUGCACCUUUAACCUGUUUCCAUGUAAACCAGGUUUGAUAUUAUGUGAUUUCACUUGUUUAGAGAAACCGAGUCAUUCCUGAGAAGUAAAUGGGAAACACUUGUAAUGCUAAUUAGCAUUAGCACAGUAUAAAAGCAUUUUGACAUAAACGUGUCUAAAGACAAACUGUUGAUUAUUGUAAAUUGUCUGUCAACAAUUAUAACUUCUGUCAAGAAACUUCAGU
Messenger RNA from Paralichthys olivaceus (Japanese flounder), 2170 nucleotides. RefSeq names its product DNA-damage regulated autophagy modulator 2b (gene dram2b). The record is from RefSeq and is a predicted model, not a curated record. Gene Ontology annotation, cellular component: lysosome. NCBI's taxonomy places the organism in Eukaryota, Metazoa, Chordata, Actinopteri, Pleuronectiformes, Paralichthyidae. Gene Ontology annotation, biological process: photoreceptor cell maintenance; regulation of autophagy.